This is a messenger RNA of Seminavis robusta, 522 nucleotides long. The record is from the annotation of a GenBank genome assembly. Lineage: Eukaryota; Bacillariophyta; Bacillariophyceae; Naviculales; Naviculaceae.
AUGAAGGCUCCAACAAUGUCCAAAUGCCACCACAGUAACAGAUGCCUGGUUUGGGAGUUCGUUCUUCUUGUGUUGCUCUUAGAAAUCACCCGUGUUGACAGCUUUUACUUACCUGCCGGUGAUUAUUACUGUCACCCAGAAGACGUGUGUCCUCCGUGCCCUGCCUGUCCUGAACAGAGGAUCAAGCAAGUCCUGUUGAGAUGGUUUCUCCAUUGGUCGGACACUGUCGAAGUAUUGGCCAGGAGCUUUGCACUGGGUUUUGGGCUUCGCAUGUUGAAAUACAUUCUCUGGGAAGACAGCAGAACGAUGACAGUAAACAGCAGCACUGCAGAGGAAGCCAACAACAGCAGCAUCAAUGACGAAAGAGACCCAGCCGAGAUAAUGCUGCGGGCUUUGCCGUCCCAAAUGAAGAUUGCAUCAAUAUCGGGGUUGUCCAUGUCAGCUCUUAUAUUUGGCCUUUCAUUGUUCCUGCCCACAAACUUCCGAUCCAACUGGUUUCAGGAUCAUUCCGAUAGGGUGUAG